AUGAGUGUUUUACCAAAAGAGACUAUAAAGAUCAUAGCAGAAUGUGUAGGGAUAUCAAAUCUAAGUGAUGAAAUAUCAAAUCAAUUAGCUUCAGAUGUAGAAUAUAGAAUUAGAGAAAUUGUUCAAGAAUCAAUUAAAUUUAUGAAACAUUCAAAAAGAGAAUACCUAAGUACAGAUGAUAUAAAUGAUGCAUUAAAGUUAAGAAACAUAGAAGUAUUGUAUGGUUAUAGUAAUUGUGAACCACACAAGUUUUCAAAGGUUCAAAGUCCUACACAGGCAAUCUAUUAUAUACACGAUCGUGAAUUAAACUUUCAAGAUAUCAUCUCACAACCUCUACCAAAAUGUCCACGCGAACCAUCUAUUGCUGCUCAUUGGUUGGCAAUUGAAGGUGUUCAACCUUUGAUUCCUCAAAAUCCAUCUGCUGCUGUUAUUGCUGCUGCUCAUAAAGCAUCAUCUUCUUCUUCAUCUUCAUCCUCUUCAACAAACAAUUCAAAUGAUCAAUCAACAAAGAAAAUGAAAUUAGAUGAUCAAUCUCAACCACAAUCACAACAACCAACAAAUACCGCCGAAUCAACAACAUUUACAGGAGAUACAGCCAUUGUUAAACCACAAGUUAAACAUGUACUUGCAAAAGAGAUGCAAAUGUUUUAUGAAAAGGUUGUUAGUUCAGUCAAUGAUUUACCCAAUCACACACUAUUUGAAGGUGUAGUAGAAUCGUUGAGAACCGAUUCUUCUCUCAAUCAACUAUUACCCUAUUUUACCAAUUUCAUAUCACUACAAGUUACACAGAAUCUCACCAAUCUCGAAUUACUAAUGAGAUUGAUGCGUAUGUGUAGAGCAAUCUUGGAAUCUACACAUCUUCACGCAGAACUAUAUCUUCAUCAAAUGAUGCCAUCGAUGAUGACAUGUCUACUUGGAAGAAAACUUUGUCAAUCGGCCAAUGAAAAUCAUUGGAAACUUAGAGACUAUGUUGCAGAUAUAUUGGUAUUGGUGUGUAAAAAGUAUGGAGAUUCCUAUGGAUCACUACAAGGUAGAAUUACACGUACCCUUCUUCAAGCUCUUCACGAUACAAGUAAAUCACUACCAACACAUUACGGUGCUAUAGUAGCAUUGUCUGCACUUGAACCAGAAUUAAAUAAUCCAUCAAAUCAAACAAAAUCUUUAGAAGUUGAUCGUGUUGUUAAUGCUUUAAUUAAAUCGAUUGGAAAAUAUUUAUCAUGGUUAUCACAAGGAGAAAAUGUAUUAACAAUAUUGGAUAUAAACAAAGAUACUAUUCCAAAACAAUUUGACAGUAUUUCAAUCACACAAACUUUACAAAAUCAUCACAUCUUUAAAGAAAUAUUUGACAUUUUUGGUGAAAAGAUUUUAGUCUUUAUUAAAGAAAUUUAA
Molecule: messenger RNA, 1389 nt
Organism: Cavenderia fasciculata
Lineage: Eukaryota; Evosea; Eumycetozoa; Acytosteliales; Cavenderiaceae
Gene: taf6
Product: TATA-binding protein-associated-factor
Exons: 4
Coding region: 1-1389 (462 amino acids)
Biological process (GO): RNA polymerase II preinitiation complex assembly; transcription initiation at RNA polymerase II promoter
Cellular component (GO): SAGA complex; transcription factor TFIID complex; SLIK (SAGA-like) complex
Molecular function (GO): transcription coactivator activity; RNA polymerase II general transcription initiation factor activity; protein heterodimerization activity
Source: RefSeq, a predicted model, not a curated record